AUGGCUUCAGCGGUGAAUAACACCGCAACAAUCGAUGAUGAUAUAACAUCUAAUACAUGUAAACGACGUCGUUCAUCAAUAAUAUCUUCAAAUGAUACAUUAAUUGAACAAUCGCCGUUAAAGCGUAUUCGUUCAUCAUCACCAACAAAUCUUCAAACAAUGUUUUCAUGUUUAAAUGAUAUUGUUCAAUCACAUCGUAUUUUAGUACGUGAAUAUAUUGAUUUACAAAUGCGUGAUCGUACUGAUUUAUCAAUUGAUGAACAACGUUUUAUAAAAGCUGAACAAGAUCUUAUUGAAAAAGUUGAAAAAAAUUUACAAGAUAUAAAUACAUCAUUAACAUUAAAACAAUUACCAAAUAAAUUAUCUGUUGAUCGUGUUAAACAUGAAAGUAAUGUAUUAAAACGUAUUGAUGAAUUAAAAACAAAUGGUAAAUGGUCAAAUCAACGUUUAGUUAAAUAUAUUGAACCAAAAAAACGUAAAACACAUUGGGAUUAUUUACUUGAUGAAAUGCGUUGGUUAGCUGAAGAUUUUGCACAUGAAAAACGUUGGAAACAAAUGAUGGCUAAAAAACUUUCAUUAGCUAUAUUAAAAUAUUUUCGUGAAAAAAAUCAAGCUGAAAAUCAACAACAACGUGAUGAAAUAAAACGUUUACGUAAACAAGCUUUAUUUGUAUGUAAAGAAGUAAUGAGUUUUUGGAAAAAUAUGCAUAAAAUAGCUGAAUAUAAAGAACAAACACGAAUACAAGAAUUACGUAAACAUCAAUUAGAUUUACAUUUAAAUUUUAUUGUUGAUCAAACAGAAAAAUAUUCAGAUUGGCUUAUUAAAUCAUUAAAAACAGAAACAAAUAAUAAUGAUAAUGAUGAUGAAGAUUUUAAUAUAACAGAAGAUAUGAAUGGUGAUGAUAAUGAAGAAACAAUUGAACGUGAAGAACAAGAGGAACAAGAUGAUUAUGCUAUUAAUGAAAUAAAAGAAUUAGAAGCUGAUAAAGAAGAAUCUAUUGAUGCAUUAUUAAAACGUUAUUAUGGUAUUGAUUUAUCAAAUUCAUCAAGUGAAAAAGAAAAUAAUAUACCUAUUGAAAUAAAACAAAAUGAUAAUGAAAAAAAUAAUUUAUCUGAAGAAGAAGAAGAAGAAGAAGAAGUAGAAGACGAAGAAGAAGAAGAAAAUGAUGAUGAAGAAGAAUUAGCAAAUGAUUUAAUAAAAAAUAAAGAAAUGAAUGAUUUAGCAACAACAGCACAAGCACUUCAACCAACAGGUUUUACACUUAAUACAACAGAAGUUAAAACACCGGUGCCAUUUUUAAUUAAACAUUCAUUAAGAGAAUAUCAACAUGUUGGUUUAGAUUGGCUUGUCACAUUAUAUGAAAAUAAACUUAAUUGUAUAUUAGCUGAUGAAAUGGGUUUAGAUCGUAUUUUUAUAAAAAGUGUACAUUAUCAUAUUCUUUUAGGUAAAACAAUCCAAACAAUUGCUUUACUUGCUCAUUUAGCAUGUGAAAAAGGUGUUUGGGGUCCACAUUUAAUUGUUGUUCCAACAAGUGUUAUGCUUAAUUGGGAAUUAGAAUUUAAAAAAUGGUGUCCAUCAUUUAAAAUUUUAACUUAUUAUGGUUCUGUUAAAGAACGUCAAUUAAAACGUCAAGGUUGGACAAAAGUUAAUGCAUUUCAUAUUUGUAUAACAUCAUAUAAACUUGUUUUACAAGAUGCUAAAGCAUUUCGUCGUAAAAAAUGGAAAUAUUUAAUCUUAGAUGAAGCACAAAAUAUAAAAAAUUUUAAAUCACAACGUUGGCAAACAUUAUUAAAUUUUCAUUCACAACGUCGUUUAUUAUUAACAGGUACACCAUUACAAAAUUCAUUAAUGGAAUUAUGGUCAUUAAUGCAUUUUUUAAUGCCAAAUUUAUUUUCAUCACAUCAAGAAUUUCGUGAAUGGUUUUCAAAUCCAUUAACAGAAAUGAUUGAACAAGGACAAAUGAAUUCAAAUGAUUUAUUAAUUAAACGUUUACAUAAAGUUUUACGUCCAUUUAUAUUACGUCGUUUAAAAAUUGAUGUUGAAAAACAAAUGCCAAAAAAACAUGAACAUGUUAUUAUGUGUGAUUUAUCAAAACGACAACGACAAUUAUAUGAUGAUUUUAUACAAUGUAAAACAACACGUGAUGUUAUACAACAAGGACAUUAUAUGUCUGUUAUUAAUAUACUUAUGCAAUUAAGAAAAGUUUGUAAUCAUCCAGAUUUAUUUGAAUCAAGACCAAUUAUAUCACCAUUUACAAUACAAAAAAAAAUAAUUAAUUAUGAAAUACCAAAAUUAAUUGAUGAAAUUUCUUUAAAAUAUCCAUAUUUAAAUUUUAAUUUACCACCAAAUGAUACAUUUCUUUGUUUUCGUAUUAAAUUUACUUUACAAGCAACAAGAGAUAUGAUAUUUGAUUCAAUUAAUCAUAUUGAUGAUAAUAAUAAUAAUAAUAAUAAUCGACAAAUUAUACAAUUAACUUCAGAUAUUAUUGAACGAUAUAGAAAUACUUCAUUAUGGUAUCAAGCAAAUACACAAACUAGAAUUACACGUAAUCGUCAAUCAAUAAAAUUGAUUACACCAGCAGAUUUUAUUGAUGAUGAAUUUCAACCAGAAAAUAUUUUUUUUGAAAUUUGUAAACAACGUCAACGUGAACGUUUAUCUCGUUAUGAAUUACUUUGUCGUUUAAAUACAGAUCGUUGUCAAUCUCGACCAUUAUAUGGUUCAGAUGUUUUAACACAAGUUGAAUUAGCUAUGCGUCCAUGUAAUAAUCAAAGACGAACAACAUUUAGUGGAUAUACAUUAUGUCAUGAUGUACAUAAACAAUUAAAUACAAUUAAAGAUUAUUUUUCAACAACAAAUACACUUCAAAAAUUAAUUAAAUCAAAUAAAGAUAUAUUAAAUGAUUUUCAAGAUAUAUUAGAUCGAUUUAUUAUGUGUACAACAAAAGUAAUUGCAUCACCUAUUGAAUUAUGUCAACUCAAUGGUAUUAAUAGACGAGAUAAAAUUAUUCAACAAAAACCAUUAAUAGAAGUAUUAUCAUCAACAGAUUUUCAAGUACUUUCAUCAAUUAAUCAAAUAAAACAAAAUAUGUUUUUACAAUUUCCUGAACGACGUUUAAUACAAUAUGAUUGUGGUAAAUUACAAACACUUGAUAUACUUUUAUCACAAUUAAAACGUGAAAAACAUCGUUGUUUAAUAUUUACACAAAUGACAAAAAUGCUUGAUAUACUUGAAUUAUUUUUAAAUUAUCAUGGUUAUACAUAUGUACGAUUAGAUGGUACAACACAAAUUGUACAAAGACAAAUGUUAAUGGAACGUUUUAAUAGUGAUGAAAAAAUAUUUGUUUUUAUUUUAUCAACACGUGCUGGUGGUAUUGGUGUUAAUUUAACAGGAGCUGAUACAGUUAUUUUUUAUGAUUCUGAUUGGAAUCCAACAAUGGAUGCACAAGCACAAGAUCGUUGUCAUAGAAUUGGACAAACUAAAGAUGUACAUAUUUAUCGGCUUAUAAGUAAAAAUACAGUAGAAGAGAAUAUAUUAAAAAAAGCUAAUCAAAAACGUUUACUCGGUGAUUUAACAAUUGAUGGUGGUAGUUUUGAUGUAAAUUAUUUUAAAAAAAAUAAUAUACGUGAUUUAUUUGAUCAAUCAACAACAUUAGAAGAUAUUGUUCGUGAACGUAAUGUUUAUCAACAACAAUUAGAUAUUAGUCGAGCAGCAACAACAACAACAACAACAACAACAAUUAAUACUAAUCUUGAUAAUAAUUUAACAUUAACACAAUAUGAAGAAGCACUUGCAUCAGUUGAAGAUGAAACUGAUCGACGUGCAGCUGAUGAAUUAAAUAAAGAAGUUAAAAAUGAAUUAAAUGAAUUUAAUGAAGAUGAAACAAGUGAUUUAAAUGAAGAUCAAUUAAUUGAAAAACAAAAACGACAAAUGAAUAAAAUUGAAGAAGAAUUAAAAACACUUGAUGAACAACUUCGACCUAUUGAACGAUAUGCAUUACGUUGUGUUGAAGCUUAUCGUCAAGAAUAUCAAUUAACACAAGUUGCUCCAAAUACUCAUCUUGAUGCUGAACAAAUUCGAAAAGAUUGGCAAUUAUCACGUUUAAAAUCUUUAAAAGAAGAAGAAGAACGACAAUUAGAACAAGAAGAUGAUGAAAUGAUGUAUACAUAUGCUUUAGAUAAAGAACGACAAAUUAAAUAUAGUUAUACAUAUUCAGCUGCACAAAAUAGUUUAAUAGCAAAUGAAUUAGCACGACAUGAAAAAAGUUCAGCUGCUAUUGCUGCUAGUCAACCACCACCACCACCAACGGUUAUUCUUCCACCUACACCUCCGCCUCUUCCUCUACCACCUCCUCCUUCUACUCCUCGUCCUGUUCUCAUAAAACGUUCAUCUCAAACUCCAACUGAAAAUCUUCGACGACGUCGUAUUCAACCUCCACCACUACCACUACCACCACCACCUCCUCCUCCUUCUCUUCCACCACCACCACCACCAGCAUUAAUUCAAAAACCAUCUCGACUAAUAAAACAACAAACAACAUCUCAUAUAAAUAAUAAUCGACAUAAUAGUAAUGAUGAUUGUGUUGAUUCAACAACACUUCUUGUUGCUGAUGAUUUUGAUGAUGAUGAUGAUGAUGAUGAUUUUGAUAAUAAUAAUCGUAUAUAUUCAUCAAAAUCUAAAACAACAUUAUCAACAAUAACAAGAAAACCAAUUUCAAAUUUAUCAUGUUUAACACAAAAUUCAUCAACAACAUCAACAUCAAAUACAAAUGGACAACAACAAAUAUGGAUUGUUAAUUCCUUAGAUCAACAAUCAGUUCUAUCAUUAAUUAAUUAUAUUAAUCCAAAUUCAACAAAUAAUUCUCGCUCAACAGGAUCCAUACUUUUAAGUAAUAAAUCAAAUAUAAAUACAUCACCAGUGACAAAUCUUCUUACACAACAACAACCUCGUUCAUCAUCAACAGCUGGUACUGUUUAUCAAAUUCGUUCAUCACAACAACAACAACAACAACAACAACAACAAUCAUCACAACAGCCUCAACAACAACAACAACAACAACAACAAAAUGUUGUUUAUCAAAUACAAAAUGGUCGUAUAUUUCAAUCAACUAAAAAGACAACAUAA
Rotaria sordida is the source of this 5121-nucleotide messenger RNA. The record is from the annotation of a GenBank genome assembly. NCBI's taxonomy places the organism in Eukaryota, Metazoa, Rotifera, Eurotatoria, Philodinida, Philodinidae.